UGUGGCAGAAAGCCUGGCGCAUGCGCAGUACAAGCACUGUAAGCGGCGCCCCGCCCACAAACUACUACAACUUCCGGCAGUCUCCGCGCCCGCCUCAGGCGCGUCGCGGGUUGCUGACGUAAUGCAGUAGCGCGGGGAAUUUCGAGUGGUAUUGGAGCGCCAGAGGCUAGUGGGUGGCGGACCCCUAGCAUCUUCGGGAGAGACCAUGGACUCCCUGGCCGAGCCUCAGUGGCCUCCGGGCCUGGCAGUCAUGAAGACAAUAGAUGAUUUGCUGCGGUGUGGAAUUUGCUUCGAGUAUUUCAACAUUGCAAUGAUAAUACCUCAGUGUUCACAUAACUACUGCUCUCUCUGUAUAAGAAAAUUUCUGUCCUAUAAAACUCAGUGUCCAACUUGUUGUGUGACUGUCACAGAGCCGGAUCUGAAAAAUAACCGCAUAUUAGAUGAACUGGUAAAAAGCUUGAAUUUUGCACGGAAUCAUCUAUUGCAGUUUGCUUUAGAGUCACCACCCAAAUCUCCUGCUUCUUCCUCUUCAAAGAAUCUUGCUGUCAAAGUAGAUACUCCUGUAGCCUCCAGACAGUCUUUAAAGCAGGGGAGCAGGUUAAUGGAUAAUUUCUUGAUCAGAGAAAUGAGUGGUUCUGCAUCAGAGUUGUUGAUAAAAGAAAAUAGAAACAAAUUCACCCCUCAAAAAGAGGCAAGCCCUGCUGCAAAGACCAAAGAGACACGUUCUGUAGAAGAGAUGGCUCCAGAUCCUUCAGAGGCUAAGCGUCCUGAGACACCCUCGACAUCCACUUUGAAACACGUUACUAAAGUGAAGUUUAGAGCACCUUUUAGGCAGAAACUCUUAGACAUCUUUGGUAUACCCAUACCACACACAGUGCAGAGAUUGGAUUGUCCUGUUUGUGGGGUUAAUAUUCCAGAAAGUCACAUUAAUAAGCAUUUAGACAGCUGUUUAUCACGCGAAGAGAAGAAGGAAAGCCUCAGAAGUUCUGUUCACAAAAGGAAACCGCUGCCCAAAACUGUAUAUAAUUUGCUCUCUGAUCGUGAUUUAAAGAAAAAGCUAAAAGAGCAUGGAUUAUCUAUUCAAGGAAAUAAACAACAGCUCAUUAAAAGGCACCAAGAAUUUGUACACAUGUACAAUGCCCAAUGCGAUGCUUUGCAUCCUAAAUCAGCUGCUGAAAUAGUUCAAGAAAUCGAAAAUAUGGAGAAGACUAGGAUGCGUCUUGAAGCUAGUAAACUCAAUGAAAGUGUAAUGGUUUUUACAAAGGACCAAACAGAAAAGGAAAUAGAUGAAAUUCACAGUAAAUAUCGUAAGAAACAUAAAUGUGAAUUUCAGCUUCUGGUGGAUCAGGCUAGAAAAGGAUACAAGAAAAUUGUUGGAAUGUCACAAAAAACAGUAACAAUAACAAAAGAAGAUGAAUCUACAGAAAAGCUAUCUUCUGUAUGCAUGGGACAGGAAGAUAAUAUGACCUCAGUAAUAAACCACUUUUCUCAAUCAAAGCUGGUAACAAACCACUUUUCUCAAUCAAAUCUGGACUCCCCAGAGGAAUUGGAACCUGACAGAGAAGAGGAUUCUUCUAGCUGUACUGAUAUUCAAGAAGCUCUUUCUUCACCAGAAUCAGAUUCAUGCAAUAGUUCCAGUUCAGACAUCAUAAGAGAUCUUUUAGAAGAAGAGGAAGCCUGGGAAGCAUCACAUAAAGACGAUCUUCAAGACACAGAAAUAAGUCCAAGACAGAAUCGCCGCACAAGAGCUGCUGAAAGUGCUGAGAUUGAACCAAGAAACAAGCGUAAUAGGAAUUAGUGUGGGCUUUUGCUGACUUUUCAAAUGCAGUGAUUAGAAUAAGGUACUUUUGGUUGCCACAGACAGAUUUCCUGUUUAUAAAUGCCCAAGGAAAGAUGCUAAAUUCUAAAUAUUAUGGUUAGCUGAUGUUCAUUCUUUUCUGCUUUUCCAGAGGGGAAAAAUAUUACAAAGUAUCGUACUUGGUCAGUUGCCUCCUUCCUCUAAAACAUCUCUAUCUAAAAGUACUGACAUUUUACACAAGCACCAGCUUUGCAGAGUAGGCAGGCUCUUUGGCACUUUGGCAGAGGGAUUUGGUUUGGUUUGGUAUGGUUUGGUUUGAUAUCUAAAUUUCAGAAUGUCCUUAGGCCAUUCUCCUUCUCUUCCCUGGAGAAUCCAACCUCACAAAAGGAUUCUUUCAACCUCUUUAUUACAAGAAACAGUUGAGUUAAAUGUUUAUGUUUUUGGAAAGGCAGGAUGUGAGUUCACAUCCUUGGUGUGUGUAAGUACCGAUGCAGGCCACCACCAUGCCUGUGGUACAGCAGCUCCAUGAUGGUUGUUGCCCGAGGUUAAUGUAGUUGUUUGUUAGACCUGUGUCUUGCACAUUUCUCAGAGUAAGAUAUUAGUAUUAUAAUUUAAAGCCACAACAGUCAGAAAGUCACAAUAACUUAGAAACAUUGCACAUAUUCUUCUGAAAUAGCACUUAAAAAUGAUUAGUGUAUUUUUUCACUUGGGUCAGUCAAAUCUGUAACACUGAAUCCAAGCUAUUAAACCAAAAAAAUAUGCAAUGAAUGAAUUUUGUAAAUGAAUAGAGUGUGUCAGUUUGCAAUAAUGUUCUUAAAAUAGGAUCCUCUGGAUAGCUGAGUAUGGGUUAGAAAUCAUUGAAAUGGAUUGGUCAGAAAUUGCUAUCUGUGUGUAAAAUGUCUACCAGUAGCCAGAUGCUUCCGGAGUUCAUAAUGCCUCUCUGGCAUUUCAGAGCCAGCAUUCCCCAACUCCCACCCCUCUGCCACCACCCAACCCAAACACAUCAUCUUUCAAAUGAGAUGACAGCAAAUGCGGCAAUGUUAAGACAAGAAAUUUGUGAUUUGCCAGGUUCAACAUUUAUGACCUCCCCAUUCCAAAGACUGUCUCCGUUGACCUUGGCUUUUUGAUGUGCUUUGGGGUUUCUGAUAAUGUGCAGAGUCUCAUUAUGGCUGAGAGUUUAGUGUUUUCACAGUGAAGUCCAGACAUUUGAUUUCUUUAUGAGUUCUUUGUGUUAGAAAUGACUAUAGAAAAAUUUGUCAUAAUAAUUUCAUUUGCUUGAAAUCCUUAAUGGUGCAUUAAGGAAACUAAAAGCACCACUUACCAAAUCUAUCAGCAGAACUGAUGUGAGGUAAGUGAGCAUGUCAAACAAAAUAGGGGCUCACAUGAAUAUAUUUAUGUCACUGAGUUGUCAGAAAUUAUGUCAAAAUGAAAACUGCUUGUUUCAUGACAAAUUACACAGUCUGUAAAUUAAACUGGAAGUAAUUACUACUUUAAUUGCAGCAAAAGGAGUUUGUGAGGGAGUGGUGAGACCCAGGACUGGGAAAGCAGGCACAUGAGUUCAUUCAGCAAAUAUUUAGUUAUCUACUUAGUUAUAUAGCUCUCACUGUACUGACACUGGGAAUACAAAGGUGGCCAAAGAUCAGCUAGAACAGUGGUUCCCAGUGGGGUGGGCAGAAAGAUUUUGCCCCCCCGGAGACAGCUGGCAAUGUGUGGAGACACUUUUGGAGGUGGAGGGUGGUGAAGGGUACUACCAGUAUCAAUGGGUGGAGGCCAGGGAUGGUGCUAAACAUCCAACCCUCACAUGUUAGUUUGCCAGGGCUGCCAUCACAAAAUACUACAGACUGGGAAGCUUAAACAACAAUUCUGGAGGCUGGAAGUCCAAGAUCAGUAGGGUUUCUUCUUCGGCCUCUCUCCUUGGCUUCCAGACAGUGGCCUUCUCCCGAUGUCCUUGCAUGGUCUUUUCUCUAUGUGCACAUGACUGUGCAGGACUGGUGUCCUGAUUUCUUGUAGGGACAGCAGUCAUUGGAUCAGGGCCCAUGCAUAUGGCCUCAUUUUACUUUAGUUACCUCUUUUUUAGAUAGAGGACCCUAUCUCUCAAUACCAUCACAUUCUGAGAUACUGACAGUUAAAACUUCCAACAUAUUUAGUGGCAGGGGUUGGGGGGCACACUUUAGCCCAAAACACUCCACAGUAAAGAAUUAUCCAGUCUAAAAUAUCAGUUGUGCUAAGAUUGAGAAACCUGUAAUGUAAAGGAACUCCCAA
Chlorocebus sabaeus (green monkey) is the source of this 4060-nucleotide messenger RNA. RefSeq names its product RAD18 E3 ubiquitin protein ligase (gene RAD18). Gene Ontology annotation, biological process: protein monoubiquitination; DNA damage tolerance. Lineage: Eukaryota; Metazoa; Chordata; Mammalia; Primates; Cercopithecidae. Gene Ontology annotation, cellular component: Rad6-Rad18 complex; nucleus. Gene Ontology annotation, molecular function: ubiquitin protein ligase activity; single-stranded DNA binding. The record is from RefSeq and is a predicted model, not a curated record.